AUGUACUCCGUACCUCCACGGGAGUGGGCGCCUCCUCAAAGUCUAGUGAAGGCGGACCGACGAGGUUCAGCCCAAUGGCAGAUCGCAGCAGGGAUCUCAGCUGCCCGCGCAUCGGCCGGACUCGGCAGCCACCGGCGAAUCCGCGUGCUGAAGCGGCCCAAGACCAGCUGCCCCACGUCUGCUCGACCCUCCAUCAGCUGA
Molecule: messenger RNA, 201 nt
Organism: Penicillium manginii
Lineage: Eukaryota; Fungi; Ascomycota; Eurotiomycetes; Eurotiales; Aspergillaceae
Exons: 1
Coding region: 1-201 (66 amino acids)
Source: RefSeq, a predicted model, not a curated record